GGGGGAGCCAGGUGUCGGUGGGUUUAGUUGGUUUUUCCGGUUUCCUAACAAAUACAAUUACAAAAACCGGCUCCACACAUUCAGAUAGUGGUGGUUGCGUCGACGACGGGAUGGCCAGCGGCAGCAGCGCCGAAACGUCGUCGUUAAUGAGGGACUUACUCAGGCAGGCAGGCGGAGUCGCGGUGGUCGACGGUGGACUUUCCACCGAGCUCGAACGCCACGGCGCUGACCUCAACGAUCCUCUCUGGAGCGCCAAAUGCCUCCUCACUUCCCCUCACCUCAUUCGCAAGGUACACCUUGAUUACCUUGAAGCUGGUGCAGAUAUCAUAAUCACAGCAUCGUAUCAGGCCACCAUUCAAGGUUUCAAGGCCAAAGGCUUUUCUACAGAAGAGAGUGAAUCUUUGCUUAGGAAAAGUGUUGAAAUUGCCCGAGAGGCACGAGAUAUCUAUUACGACAGAUGUACUCAAUGCUCUUCUGCUGACAGUGGAAAUGGUAGAAUUCUCAAGCGUCGACCAAUCUUAGUUGCGGCAUCUGUGGGGAGCUAUGGUGCUUAUUUGGCUGAUGGGUCUGAGUACAGUGGAAAUUAUGGUGAGGCUAUGACGCUAGGAAGAUUAAAAGAUUUUCAUCGGAGAAGGGUCCAAAUCCUAGCAGAAUCUGGUCCUGACCUACUUGCAUUUGAAACAGUUCCAAAUAAGCUGGAAGCUCAGGCUUAUGCUGAGCUUUUGGAAGAAGAAAACAUGCAACUUCCUGCAUGGUUUUCUUUCAACUCUAAAGACGGCAUCAAUGUUGUUAGUGGUGAUUCUCUCCUUGAAUGCGCCACAGUUGCUGAAUCAUGCAAGAAAGUUGUUGCAGUUGGAAUCAACUGCACUCCCCCUAGAUUUAUCCAUGGACUGUUAACAUUAAUUACACAGGUGGCUACAAAACCAAUUAUUGUGUACCCAAAUAGUGGUGAAAGCUAUGAUCCAGAUAGAAAGAUGUGGGUGCAAAACACUGGGGUUUCAGAUGAAGAUUUUGUCUCGUAUGUAAACAAAUGGUGUGAAGCAGGGGCUUCCCUUGUUGGAGGCUGUUGCAGAACAACACCAAAUACUAUCAGAGCAAUAUACACGACUCUUCCCAAUAGGUCAACAUCUCCACCUGAGCAGUAACCGUAUUGGCUUCACAAAGAGAGGACGGUUGAGCAUCUGUCGAGCAAGACUACGAGAAGGCUUCCCGUAUGUAAAACCAUCUAUCGAGCAAUUUGGUCAUAUCGCGUGAUGCUUGCGUCAUUCUUUUGGCUUUCUAGAGGUGGAUGUUUACAUGCAUGGAUUUUACCCAUCACCAAAGAGUUUUCAGUUGUUUAGAUGUAACUGUGUGAGCUUAACCAGAGCAGUCUACCUAUCGAACACUCGACUCCUGUGUACAUUAUAAGCUAAUUUUAUUGCAGACUCUUUCAUUCGGAUUUGCAAAAAUA
Molecule: messenger RNA, 1450 nt
Organism: Malus domestica (apple)
Lineage: Eukaryota; Viridiplantae; Streptophyta; Magnoliopsida; Rosales; Rosaceae
Product: homocysteine S-methyltransferase 2-like
Biological process (GO): S-methylmethionine cycle
Molecular function (GO): zinc ion binding; S-adenosylmethionine-homocysteine S-methyltransferase activity
Source: RefSeq, a predicted model, not a curated record